ACCGCCCGGCAACUAUAAAUAAGGAGAGGUUGCGUAUUGCCACAUAGUUUCUAAACGAGUCUGAAGAGGUAAAGCUUAGGUGGUCAACGGGCAGAAAGAACUUCGGGUCUAUCAGAAGAAUAUUAUCCCAUCCGAAGGAAGAGACCUGAGGAAAAAGUUGGUCAUCUUUUAAACAUAGCUGAGCCACGGUGAACUGAAUGAUUUGACAUAGGCUUCUAGCUGCAGUGUACGCGCUCCGCCAUGAAGUCCACUUUCCUGAUCCUUCUCGCAUUUGCGGUCUGCAACCUGAACGUGAAUCUCUGCCAGAACAUCCCCGAUGAGGAAGAUGAGGGGGCUCUGCAGAGAGCAGAGACUCUCCUACUUAGAUCCAUCCUGAAGAAGAUAGAGGAUGACAGUAGUGACAACGAACAAGUCUCCUCUCUGCAAGAGUGGGUCUCCAAGAGGCAACACCCGGGCAAAAGAUACGAAGAUGAUCUUGAAAAGCGGCAACAUCCAGGAAAACGAGAAGAGGAGGAGGAAGGAGAUUAUUCAGAUCUCCAAAAAAGACAACAUCCUGGAAAGAGAGAGGAUGAGAUCGAACUGGAGAGGAGGCAGCAUCCGGGUAAGCGCUCGAUGCUGGAGCGGUUAACAGACACUUACGGCUCUCCAGCGACUUACCUGAACGGGUUUUCUAAACGACAGCAUCCAGGUAAACGCUACCUGGUGUACAAUAAGCGCCAGCAUCCGGGUAGGCGAGAACUUGAGGACGAAGUGAACGCCGACGAUCAAGCAGACCUGGAGAAACGUCAGCACCCCGGGAAAAGAUUUUGGGAUAACACGAGUCCUGAUUUCGGGGCCAGCGAUCCUUGCGAUACCCCGGAUCCAGCGAAAGGCUGCAGCAAAGCCGUAUUAUUACUCGAGCUGCUGGACAACGUGACCAAGAGCCGAGCCGAAGAGAAAAGGCAACAUCCCGGCAAAAGGUUCGCCCUGGAAGAUAUGACAGAACAGGAGUGAAACAAGGAAUAUGGUUUGCAGCCAUGCAAAGAACAAAUACUUCAAUUAAAUUUAAUAAAUACAAUUCCGUUAUAGUUAAUGUAGGAUGUUAAUUACCCUUAUUUUGGGCCACUUGAGUAAGGCUUGGUUUCUGUGGCAAAAUGCCCAACCAUUUAGAGUUUUUCCGCCACUAGUACGUACUUAGACCUAGUACGCGUCGCUUGCUGUGCAUUUACAGAAUAAUAAUAAGCUUUUAGGUGAGCAGAUUUUUGUUACCCUUAAAGUCAUUUGAUUUGUCGUUUACUUGUUUAAUUGCACAAGGAUGCACAUAUAUCUAUGAUAUAAUAAACAGCAAUUAUCGUGCCCUCUCGGUACAGUGUAAUCAUGUGUAAUUAUGAUAAUCAUCAAUAAAUUACACAUCUGUAUCUGGCCCGGAAAAUCGCCAUAUUAUGGAGUUAAAAUCGUCGAUAUGGCUCGCAAAAGAUUGUGUAGGCUAUUAUUCUUGAAAAUGUAAAUGGAUGAAAUUAAAAAGUGGGUAUACUGCAAAUAAAGGCAAUUAGAAAGGCGGGUUUGAUUGAGCACGUAGCCAAGGAGAUCGGGAAAAUCCUGGUGACAUUCAAAGAAGGUGUUAUGGCUGGCAGGAUCCCCCACGGCAGAAACGUGCGAUAACCGUAUGGGCAAUGUUUUACCCAAUUUCUUAUUAGGUCUUAAGUCUAUAAUGGAAUCAUAUUUGUACUGCCUAGAUGUAAAGCGCUAUAAUAUAUCCGUGCGUGUUCUAGUUUUCUGUAGACAGGCAGUUAUGUCUGAUGUCCCAUAAUAAUUUGACGAUUGUCAAAUAUUUCCAGUACCCUAUAUAUUUCCUAACUGUCUACGUUGUUACAGACAAAUGUGAUUUUUCUCUUUAAAAGUCUGGUUGCGGGCUCUUGCCAGAGAAACGAAAUUUCACACGUGGCCUUGGUCUUAAAUUCAGAUGUGCAAGAAAUAAACGAAUAUAUCUGUUGUCAAACCGCUUUAACAGCCCACUCCCAUGUAAAAUACAAAUGAACAAUAUUCUCCAGCAAAAUAAAAAUGGGUCUCUGAAUUAUUUUUUUACACCAAUGCUAUGACAUGAUAUACAGGCAUAUUUAUUGUGUAAAACAUUAUAGUUUAUUAAAGAUAAAUAUUGCUGUGUAAAUGAAAAACCUUUGAAAUGAUGUACAAUAAAGUUAAAUGCAGACUGGAAAAUGUCCAUGUCCAGUUAACAGCAUGGAAAUCCAGUCUUGCCUUGCAUUC
This is a messenger RNA of Paramormyrops kingsleyae, 2244 nucleotides long. It is a transcript of the gene trh, whose product is annotated as thyrotropin-releasing hormone. Gene Ontology annotation, cellular component: secretory granule; extracellular region. NCBI's taxonomy places the organism in Eukaryota, Metazoa, Chordata, Actinopteri, Osteoglossiformes, Mormyridae. Gene Ontology annotation, molecular function: thyrotropin-releasing hormone activity. Gene Ontology annotation, biological process: positive regulation of gamma-aminobutyric acid secretion; negative regulation of glutamate secretion; hormone-mediated signaling pathway. The record is from RefSeq and is a predicted model, not a curated record.